CGCAAAUCAGACGUCACCAUUGUAAAUAAUGUCCCUAUAGCUCCCAACACCAAACUUGAGCUCACGAUUGGGAUAUCGCAUUACAGAAUCGGCUUCUGAGCCAUAUACCGACAUGUCUUCUCGAGGCGACAUGACUCUGCCGGCUGCGCGGCCGAAGUCGCGCAAAUCGCUGGCUCAUGUGCCUUCCUCUAGCUCAACAAUGGACAAGGAGAAUAUGACGGCAGAUAUUGGAGCGAUGGUGGACAGCAACAAGAGAGCUCCAGGUGCUGGAAAAGCGGCAAAGAAGUCCCGCAGCAAAAGCAUAGGCCCUGGGGGUCUUGAUGCGCUCAUGAGCAGUUCUGGCAACAGACGCAAGUCAAUUGCUGCUCCUCCACCAAGGUCGAUUCUGAAGCCCACUAUUGCUCCUCUGCAAGAGAUACCGGCUCGCAAGCCAAGCCCCAGGAAACCAGGCCAGCAGGCGACGGCGCAAUCGAGCUCCUUGAGAGACGCCACGAACGAUGAUACUGCGGAUCCGUUUACGCUUCUGGAAAGCACGACUACAUCAGAUAACAAGGUUAUGCUUCGUACAGAGGAAGAACAACAAGCCGCCGCCAGAAAACGCGACAGUGAUGAAGCCCAAGAUAAAGAGAAAGCUCGACGAGAUGCUCGUCGCAAGUCGUUAGCAGCACGCCGUGUGUCCUUCGCUCCAGAGGCAACUCUCCAUACCUGGGAUGUGGUGGACUACAUGCAGGACUCGACCACUUCCUCCAACUCAACCAACUCAACGCGUCGGAACUCUUCCGCCUCCAAUGGCACAAUCGGCUCGCCAAACACUCAAUCUGGACCAUUCGGUUCUGAUCCAUCGGAACCUCCUUCGACGCCUCCUGAGCAAGUUGAGGACAAAGUAUCGGAAUCGGAAACUCCUGAUGACCAGCGCGCACUACACCAGAAGAAACGCAGACGAAGCUCGGGCAUACCGCCUCUUAACUUUAACAACCCUGACGACGAAUUCUUUUCUUCCAGUCCGUCCGAGGGGAGCUCAGUGGUUGAAGGCGCAAAUGAAAACUUCAACGAGGACGGCUCUUCGGACUCAAACAGCGACUCUGACGAUGAUGGUACGGCAAUGUCGAUCGACAUGGGAGAAGGUACAGACAUGUCCAUGGCAUCUGUAAAGUCAUUCGCAAGCGAUGGGUCUAGCGUACGCCUAGAAAGGGCUUUACAGCUAGCGGCACAACAAGCCGGUACACAGGGAAUUGACUUUGAUGAAAAUGGCCCUCUGGGCAUUGAAGAGGAUGAGGACGUUGUCGCCUCCUUUGCGCCUUGGUCACAGAGGUCUGUGGCAGCAAAUCUCGAGUCACAGACAGACCAAGAAAACAUCAACCCGUUUUCACCAGCGUUCGCUGUUGCUGGGACACGUCAACAGGACGCGAAUGAUGAAGACGAUGGCAUGACGAUGGAAAUGACGCGCUCAGUUGGUGGUAUCCUUCAAGCUCCUGAAUCACAACUUUCCGAUGAUGACGAUCAGUCAAUGGACAUCACCAUGGAUAUGACUAGGGCAGUAGGUCGUAUUAUGCCUACUGAGCAGCCUGAUGAAGAUGGCACCAUGGAGAUGACCAUGGAAAUGACGAAGGCCGUUGGUCACAUCUUCUCAGCACCAGUGCACGAUUCAUCGCCUCAGGAAUCCGAUGAGGAGAUGACUAUGGACAUGACUGUUGCCAUUGGUGGUAUCAUUGGUAAAGAUGCUCAGCCCAAGAAUAGGCGCCAAUCAGUCCGGAGACGGAGCACUCGUCGCAGGUCUUCUGUUGAAGACUCAUCUCUUGGCGAUGAGACCAUGGAUUUCACAGUGGCUAUGGGCGGUAUUCAACCAGCUCAACCCGCAACACCUAAGACUGCACCUCUUUACCCAGACAUGAAGGCUGCGUACAACGAGAUUGUUGCACACCCACCAAGCAGCAUUUCGAGGCCAGAAGCCAAACGGAUACUGGUCGAAGAGGUUGAUCAUGCAGAGGUUCUCAGUUCUCCUUUCCAACCAGAUGUGCCAUCGUCUAUUCAACGCCCAGUUCCAACCGCCACUACUGCUUCCGAAACGGGAAGCCCUAGUAUUCAUGCCUUCAGAGGCAAAGGUCUACGCAGGAGUUCCGGCCUCAGGACGUCCAUGACCCCCAAGACAUCUUCGGCGAUCACAGAUGCUGUGAAGUCAGCGGCAACACCAAGCCCUCUUCAAAAGCCAACCACGCCUUCCAAGCAAGCCACGCCACAGUCGGUGCGGCCAACCACUCCUGGGAAAACUCCUCCGUCAAAGAGCAUUGCAAUGCGCACUGGUUCGCCACAGCGACUAUUCGAAAGAGAGACCAAAGCCGCCAAUGCAUCUCCCAGGUUUACACCAAGUAAAAAGCCAACCACACCAAACAAACUCUUUCAAAGGAAUGUCGAUAACAACAUUGCCACCCCAAGCAUCAUACUCAAGCCCCAGAGUAGGCGCUCUUCAGGUGUUGGGAUAGACCGGCCAGGGCUUGGAUCUCCUCGCGUCGCUGCGAUUCUUGAUCGUCGCGGCUCAAUUGGGGACCAAGCGUCCUCAUUCCAGCCAAGUAGAAUGGGCGAUGCUGCUCGUGUUAUUCGCUUUAACGAUGCCGAAAUCAUUGAACAUGAGGUAGAUAGGGAGCGUGAGGAAGAGAGGGACCGCGAAGAUGGGCGCAAAGUCAUGGAGAGGGAGGCCGACAUGUUGGAUGACGAAAAGGAUGCAACUGUCAACCUCAAGGAAAUGAUUCAAAGCCUCACCCCAAAGAAGCGACCCCUAAAAGGCCGUAAGAGCUUGCAUGUUGGAGCAGCCAAAGGUAUCCUUGGGAAGCGCCCUGCGGAACUUGACGACGACGAUGAAAACGGCGAUGAUGAUGAGGGCGGUACCAAGAGACUAAAGAACUUCGAAGGUAGCCCCGUCAAAAACGUGAAGCUAAGAGCACCUCCAUCAAAAGAAGAGACAACUGGCCGUUUAACACGCGCAGUCCGCCGAAGCUUGGAAUUCACAAGUGGAAAUGCCUCCACGCCGACUAUGGCUUCAUCGCCUGCCAAGGUUGCUACGGCCACCACCCCUAAGGGUCAGGCCAAGUUCAAGGACGCUGAGGCAACUGUUGGAGCCGGUACUGCCAUUCCGUUUGAAGCUAGUAUCACGUCAAAUCACCCAAUUACCAUGGAUGAAGACGACGUGGAGGAUCGCAUACAGCUUCAAGAUUUCCUAAACCUGACCAGUAUCAGGUUCAUGGAAUUGACAACCACGAAGAGGCGGCAUACAAUUGCCCCUAAUGCUACUGCACAGGACGGAUCAGAAGGCCAACUUGGAAAGGACGAUGGAUCAUUGGAAAAUUGCGUCGUCAGUGCUGCCUGCACUCUUCCCAUGCUUGAGUUGUUCCAACAUUCCUGCCGUGAGCUGAAGAAGUAUAUUUCUGAAGGCCGCAAGAUGGUUCGUGAAAUAGAGACGGAGACUUUUGACGAAAAUCCUCCUCUAUUCCAGGAAUACAUCUCUGCCACUCCAGAUGUGAAGAAGCUUAUGGAUAACCAAUUCCGAAACAUCAAGACUCAUUCGAGGCUGGUUAGUAAGGGCAUGUGGUAUGAGUGGCGAAUGAAGCUAUUGGAUGGCCUUCGAGAUGGCCUCAUCACAAUCGCAGAGGGCAUGAGUUCUGAUGCGGAAACUUUGGCCAAGCAGCAAGAACUACUCGACAACGUCGUUCCAGAACUUGUACAAAAGUAUGAGACAUUGCUCCAACAAGAGGCGGAUUUACAAACUUCAGCGGAAGAAAUCGCCAAUUGUAACCAAGAAGAUCUCGCCGAAGCGCGGGAGUGUCUCGUGGCCCUCGACGCCGAUAUUGAGUCAAAGAAAGCGUUCGUCCAAGAGCUACGCAGCCAAAUGGAAGACAACGAGACUCGCUUCAAGGCCGCAACCGAGAGGAAACAGGCCUGCCUCGAUGAAAUUCGUGAGGCUGACAAGAUCCGCGAAGAAUGCCGCGGAUGGACGGGCUCGGAGAUCGCAGCGCUGAAGGCAAAGGCAGACGCACUUGAGGAGAAAUACGGGUGGACUAUCACUGGAAUCUCAGGGACUACCCUCUCGUUGUCCCUUCGCAGUGACCUGGAGCUCGUAUUCGAUGCAUCGUCAUUCAGAACCAAGGAUGGUCAAGUGAAGAAUGCUCAGGCCAAUUCGCGCAUUGAUCUCUGGUACAUCGCUGCGAACCGUGAGCGUAAUCCCCUGCCGUUGACACCAGAGAAGGCCUUCUUUGUGGAGAGCAUCCGUGAUGGGAUCCGCGGUAUGCCGCAGUCACAGACGACGAUCAAGGAGCUCCUCGAUACUGUCAGCUUCGGCUGGGCUACAUCCCUCAAUGUCGUCGAAGGCAUCGAGGCAUUGAACCGCGUGUAUCCCACUGAUGUCGCAAAGACGAGCGAUGAGAGUAUCGUCAUCAAAUCGAGGAUGCUGCUCGCGUCGCUGGCUAGCAAAGUGGAGGUGAGCUACCAUGUCACGACGAAGAAUGGGGAAGAGGGACUUGAGGUACAGUUCAAUACCACGGCGCGGGUUGUGUAUGGCGAGAGAUUCAACGAGGAUAGCAUGGGGAGGUUUUUGGGCAAGGGGAUUGCUGAGGGACGGACCUGGGUGGAGGUUGUGAAGGAGUUGGAGGGGAGGCUGUUUGCGAGAGGGAAGAAGUGAAGGGGGUGAUUUGUAGAUGUCAGUCUUGUGUUUUGGCUUUGUUUAAAUAUCCAACUGUGGAUUUUGUGUAAGGCGUUUGGGGAUGGGGUAUGGGUGAAGCACCUAUGAGAGAACGCUUUUGUAGCGGGCUAUGAUGAGAUAUUAUUUUACGAAUACCCUAGCAACUAUGAACUACUUCAUUUUAUAUUGUCAUUUUAUAAUGAAAUCGAUG
Molecule: messenger RNA, 4880 nt
Organism: Pseudogymnoascus verrucosus
Lineage: Eukaryota; Fungi; Ascomycota; Leotiomycetes; Thelebolales; Thelebolaceae
Exons: 3
Coding region: 113-4669 (1518 amino acids)
Biological process (GO): protein localization to kinetochore; mitotic spindle assembly checkpoint signaling; mitotic sister chromatid biorientation
Source: RefSeq, a predicted model, not a curated record